Messenger RNA from Aspergillus steynii IBT 23096, 626 nucleotides. RefSeq lists its product as uncharacterized. NCBI's taxonomy places the organism in Eukaryota, Fungi, Ascomycota, Eurotiomycetes, Eurotiales, Aspergillaceae. The transcript has a single exon. The record is from RefSeq and is a predicted model, not a curated record. Bases 154 to 531 code for a protein of 125 amino acids.
AAGUUCCCCUCUAUAGCUCCUGAUGGGCGUUUUUCCUCCUGUGCUACGUACUUCAUUAUAUGUGAGCGCUUCCGUUUUAGCAAGAUCCGAGCUUAUGGUUUCAUCUUAUCCUGUUUUCCUUUUUAUCCCCAUUUUCAUUCACCUGAUGCUCUGAUGCUCGUCUUCCACUAUCUACCACUUUCAAUGUCUUCCCCCAAAUCUUUUCUCUUUCUUCGAUUUCAUCUCCCCCCUUUUUAUUUUCUUUUCGUUAUAUUCCUCUUAGGUUCUUGUUAUGCGUAUGACACACCCAAUCGUAUCGUUCACGUGCUUUUUUUCUUUCGUCUUCUUCCUUUCUUCUAUCCUUGGGCAGGCAUUCUGCGAAAAGUCCAUCAAGUUCAAAUUGAAUUGUGUUCCGCAUUGAGGAUACCACGUCAUGCCUUUUUGCUAGACCGGCCUGUACAACAUUGCUUUGUUCCUUUUCUUGGUCUCCCCGCUUCUCGUCUCAGUAUUGUUCCCUUGCGACGCCGUUUCCUUGUGUGGUUGUGCAUCUGAGUUUGGCCAGUCAAUUCGUGGCCUAUCUCCCCGAGGUCUGUUCUUCUGCCUUCUCUUGUUGCUGCUGCUUCUAGCGAUCGGUGUCGUGUGACGAU